Molecule: messenger RNA, 834 nt
Organism: Sphenostylis stenocarpa
Lineage: Eukaryota; Viridiplantae; Streptophyta; Magnoliopsida; Fabales; Fabaceae
Source: the annotation of a GenBank genome assembly
AUGGAAAAACCACCCGAAGAACCAUCACAUUCACAAGACCCAUUGCGAGAUCACCACACGUGGAUAACUGCACAAGACAUUCUCAGGGAAAAGCUGAUCUUAGAGGACAGUUUCGCAUGGAAAUUGCCCACCACAGGCGCAUCACCAAGUGAAACUGAUUCCAACAAGGGAGAAGAAUUGAGAUACGUUGGUGGGGUUGACAUAAGCUUCUUUAAGGAUGACCCAUCACAGGCAUGUGGCACCCUUGUGGUCUUGGACUUCCACACACUCCAAGUUCUCUAUCAGGACUUCUCUUUGGUCACCCUUCAAGUCCCCUAUGUGCCCGGCUUCCUCGCAUUUAGAGAGGCCCCAGUUCUUCUACAGCUUUUAGAGAAAAUGAAAAGGAGUGAUAAUCCUUACUACCCUCAGCUGUUAAUGGUUGAUGGAAAUGGAAUACUUCAUCCCCGAGGCAAUGGAAAGGGCAGUUUUGGGCUAGCCUGUCAUAUUGGAGUUGAGGCCAAUCUCCCAACAAUUGGGAUUGGAAAGAAUUUGCAUCAUGUGGAUGGUCUUACUCAUUCUAGUGUGAGAAAAAUUCUUGGAGAUGAAGACAACUCUUCUAAAGAUGUUAUUAAUUUGGUGGGUUGUUCUGGGCGUAUAUGGGGAGUGGCCAUGAGAUCUUCACAGGGAUCCAUAAAACCAAUAUUUAUAUCAAUUGGUCACAGGAUAUCACUUCAUACUGCUAUUAUGAUUGUUCAAAUGACUUGCAAGUAUCGUGUGCCUGAGCCUAUUAGACAGGCUGACAUAAGAUCUAGAGACUACAUUCGGAAGCUUGAAAUGAAUGGCAAAGUAACGUAA